AGCAAAACAUAGUUUCUGACUACUAGCUUCAUGUACAUUGUAACAGGAAGUAAUAUGUUCCUGCUGUUACUGAUCCAUAUAAAUGAUCUUUUAAAAGUAACAGCCCAACGUAAUCUUACACCGUUUGGCACAGCAACACAAAGUUCUCAGAUUGCUUCGAGAGGAAGACCUCGUUAUGCUUUACAACCGCCUAUAUCAAAUGACUUUACUCUUGAUAUAUGUUCCCACACAUUCCCUGGUAAUGCACCGGCUUGGUGGAUGUUUCAAUUUUCCUUCGGAUUGGGUUACAUCACCGAUGUAACAAUCUACUACAGAAAAGACUUUGCUUAUCGCAUGGAUGGAUUUGCGUUAUAUGUGACCAAUACAUCAACCAUUCCACCUGAUGGUUAUCUUUGUUAUGAGGAUCCUGAUCCUGGUCUCCCAAACAUCACACAAACUAUUCCUUGUAAUCAACUUGGGAAAUAUGUCAUAUACUACGAUAAUAAAGGGUCCAAUGAUGGAUCAUCGGUCAGCGGACCUAUAGUUGAAUUAUGUUACGUUGCCAUCAAUGGUUGUCAAAAGAGCCGCUGGGGUAGUAACUGCGAGAAAUUUUGCUCCGAGAAUUGUAUAGAGCAACAUUGUUACCUUAGAAAUGGUUCUUGCGUUUGGAGUUGUAACACUAAUAAUUGUUUAAAUGAUAUUUGCAAUACAUUUAGUGGAGUUUGCACUGAUGGUUGUAAGGAAAGACGGACCGGAAACUAUUGUAACAAAUAUAACAUGGCAUCUGACGGUUUAGUCGAGCUGACCCCAAAAGGUAGCCAACCAGGUAGUCUAGCAAAUGAUGGAAAUAAAACAUCAUGUUCCAAAGCAGAGGGACCUACCGUAACAUUUCAGGUUGACCUUCAGACAAAAAGCAUUGUAACUGGAGUGUAUAUAACUUUUGGUGAACUUACAAAUACUACAAUGGAUGGGUAUCAUACCGUUUACGCUUCAAAUACAAGCAUUUCUUGGGAAAAUGGAACUGUUCUGUAUCAAGGAAAAUCUUUGCCUACUGAAAUCUACUUUAACGCCGUUUUCAGAUAUUUUACUUAUGUACCUCCAGUCCAGAAUAUAUCUUCUGAACUUGAAGUAUGUGAAAUUGGAAUUGCUGGUUGUCCUCCUUCCCGUUAUGGUCCUAUCUGUAAUGAAUCGUGCCCAGGAAACUGUAACGGACCAUGUGACCUUGAAACCGGAAAUUGUAUAUUUGGCUGUUUAGAAGGAUGGAUUGAAGACAAAUGUGAACAAGCAUGCCAAGAUGGUGCAUACGGUAAGGAUUGUCUUGAGACAUGUUCAGCAAACUGUUUCAAUCAAACAUGUAAUAAAACUAUUGGAGAAUGCCUUUUGGGAUGCAAUAAUGGAUUGCAGGGAUUCAAUUGUACACAAGAAUGUCCUGGUGGUCAAUUUGGGCGAAAUUGUUCACAGUUUUGUAACGGUUGUAUAUCAAAUAUUUGUAAUCAUGUAAAUGGAUUAUGUGACAACUCAACUGGUUGUAACCCUGGUUAUGUAUACGGAAAUUUCUGCAACACAACAUGUCAGGCUGGUACAUACGGUAACGAUUGUCUUAAGACAUGUUCAGUUAACUGUUUCAACCAAACAUGUAAUAAAAUUACUGGAGAAUGCCUUUUGGGAUGUAAUGCCGGAUGGCUGGGAUUCAAUUGUACACAAGAAUGUCCUUAUGGAAAAUUUGGGAGAAAUUGUUCAGAGUUUUGUAAGGGUUGUAUAUCAAAUAUGUGUGAUCCUGUAAAUGGAUUAUGUGAUAAUACAACCGCCAUUAAACCUGGUAAUGAAUGUAGAAAUUCCUGCAACCCAGGGUGCACAUAA
Messenger RNA from Mytilus californianus (California mussel), 1839 nucleotides. RefSeq names its product multiple epidermal growth factor-like domains protein 10. The coding region runs from base 31 to 1839 and encodes 602 amino acids. Gene Ontology annotation, molecular function: scavenger receptor activity. The transcript is spliced from 12 exons. NCBI's taxonomy places the organism in Eukaryota, Metazoa, Mollusca, Bivalvia, Mytilida, Mytilidae. The record is from RefSeq and is a predicted model, not a curated record.